Messenger RNA from Vicia faba (fava bean), 1122 nucleotides. Lineage: Eukaryota; Viridiplantae; Streptophyta; Magnoliopsida; Fabales; Fabaceae. The record is from the annotation of a GenBank genome assembly.
AUGGAAGCUAACAUCUCAUCUUCCCUCGGUCUCCCAUCUCCAAGCCCCACCGACUUCCCAACCUCACUCCCCAAUUUCAAUGGCCUCAUCAACCACUUCACAACCCUCACUCUCACCCAAACCCCCAACCCCUUCGCCUCAAUCUCCAACCCAACCCAGCCCCGGUCCAAACCCGGUCCAAAACCCCAAACCCUCCUAAAAAACCUAUCCGUCUUCGAACGCGCUUUCAUCGGCGCCGCAGGCGGAGGAAUCGCCGGCGCAUUCACUUACGCCUGUCUCCACCCUCUCGACACCAUCAAAACCAAGAUGCAAACCAAAGGCGCCUCGCAGAUUUACAAAAAUGCCCUCGAUGCAGUUUCGCAAACAUUCUCCACAAACGGUAUCCUAGGGUUUUACAGAGGUUUCUCCGCUGUCGUCGUCGGGUCCACCGCUUCCUCCGCCGUGUACUUCGGAACGUGCGAGUUCGGUAAGUCGUUUCUCUCUAAACAGGAAAAUUUCCCGAAAAUUUUGAUUCCGCCUACUGCCGGUGCUUUAGGUAAUGUACUCUCGUCGGCGAUAAUGGUGCCGAAAGAGUUGAUAACACAGAGAAUGCAAGCCGGGGCGAAAGGUAGAUCGUAUGAAGUUUUGAUUAAGAUUCUUCAAAACGACGGUGUGAUGGGUUUAUAUGCAGGCUAUUCUGCUACAUUGUUGAGGAAUUUACCUGCUGGUGUGUUGAGUUAUUCUUCUUUUGAGUAUUUGAAACUCGCGGUUAUGAGAGAGACGAACAAGAAUCAUUUGGAGCCGAUUCAGAGUGUGAUUUGUGGGGCGUUGGCGGGGGCGAUAUCGGCGUCCAUUACGACGCCGUUGGAUGUGGUGAAGACGAGGUUGAUGACGCAGGCGCGAAAUGAGGCGGUUGGGAAGGUUGCGGCGGUUAUGUAUGGAGGGGUUUCGUCUACGAUUAGGGAGAUUUUGAAGGAGGAAGGUUGGGUUGGGUUUACAAGGGGAAUGGGUCCUAGGGUUCUUCAUAGUGCUUGUUUUUCUGCAUUGGGUUAUUUUGCUUUUGAGACGGCUAGGAUUGCGAUUUUGAAUGAGUAUGUUAGGAGGAAGGGGUUGGAGGAUGUGGUUGUUGUUUCAAGUAGUUGA